Messenger RNA from Porites lobata, 8696 nucleotides. NCBI's taxonomy places the organism in Eukaryota, Metazoa, Cnidaria, Anthozoa, Scleractinia, Poritidae. The record is from the annotation of a GenBank genome assembly.
GACAGCAUUCCGCCACGCAUCUCCUGUGUACCAUGAUUAGCGACGACCUGGAGCUUGUGCAGAAAGCAAGCUUUCAUGUAGCCUGGGUUGUAGUCGGCCCACGCACUCGUCUAAACCCUUUGUAUGUCAACUCUCCUCAAGACGGACACCUUUGGGACCGGCACAGUGUCCAUCUUAGAAAGAUGUCCGUCUUAUAAAGAGUCAAAUAAAGGAAAUAAGCAAAGGCAGGGACCAACUCUAGGUGUCCAUUUUACAGAGGUGUCCGUUAAGAGAGAGUCGACUGUCGUCCGUCUGUAGAAAAGGUUUAGCGUGUCUGCGACGCAGGCAAGCUUUCAGGAUAACCAUAUUCUCAGAGCGUGGUUUACCUGUUGUAAUACCACUGUUAGACCGCCGUCGUCCCUCUAUUUGUGUCCGGAGGAUAGCCCUCUGCAAUGAAUUAUUCACUAGCUUACCACGUCAACAAUAAAUCAAAUGCAUUUCUGUUAUUACGUUUGUAAAACUAUCCUAAGAGAUGUAAACAGCUACCAUUCUUAAAUGUCUAUGUCGAGUAAAUUAAUAAAAGCUGAUCAGACCGGUCACGCGAGAACGAGAUGAACAUUGUUACGUACGAACACAAGGGAGACGCGUGAUAGGUGUUGGCCUCUGUGAGCAUUAAAGGACUUUGCAUUGUGUGACAGGCUGUUAUUAGCAUACGCAUGUUUUGAAUUUUUAGCGCACAUAUUUCAUUACUUACGCCCUAACAACGGUGUCUGCUAUUUGCUGAUUUUCACAUCAAACUACUCAAAAACUAAUUUUAUCACAAACGAAAACAUACUAUCGUACUGACAGUUCAUGGGAGUUUAUUAGCGUGACAUCGAUUGGGUCGGUCAUGUCUUUCUACACCAAGACUCGCAACUUCAACAACACCUUCACCAUUUUCACGCGUUCGCUCAAACCAUGGACAUUUCCAGCGUCGAUUUUGUCUUUUCUUCUUGGAACCUCCCUGGCUUGGAAACAUGACAAUAAGUUCCACCUUCUGAACUUUGUCCUGACGGGCUGUGUGAUCUUGCUAACGCACUCAGCGGGGAAUUUUGUCAACUCUUUCUAUGAAGCUCAGAGCAGAAGAUACUUCGUUUCGCCUGCCGCGCGAACCAGGACACUUGAACUGAAUACGCAAUGGGCAUUAUGGAGUUACCUUCUUGGAGGCACUGCGUUCGCCUACUUGGCUUUUAUCUCCGAAGCGGAAUUUAGACAAGAAUUUGGAUUCUAUGCCACUGGUUUUCUUGCGUCUUUGCUCCAUGGUGGUGGAUUAAAGAACAUAGUGCUAGGUGAUGUGCUGGCGUGCGGAAUAUUCGGUCCUGUGUCUGUUAUCUUUGCCUAUAUAGAGCAAGUUGGAACUACUAAUCGACAGCUGUCGAACGCCUGGAUAGCCACAUACUCCAUUCCUUUUACAUUAUUUACGGAAGCUAUCCUUCACAGGUAUGUUAUCCUAUCGUCAGAUUAUUUACAUAGCUUUAUCUAUGCUUAUAAUAACGAUUUAUUAAAUAUGAAUAAUUGUAUGUCAUGUCGACUACGCGUAACAAAAGCUUGUUGUGUUUUGUUAAUAGCCUUGUGUGAUGCGUUUAUUUAAUUAUUUAGCUCUGAGAAGUAUUCUUUUCAUCGAAAAAUACGUCCACGUUAUCAUGUAAAUUUCUGUAAUUUUUCCUGUAGUAAUUGCUAACUCUCUGAUUUUUACAAUACCGACGUGUAAGAUUAGGUUUUUUGGCAUUCCACGUGCUUCUAGAAGGAUUAUUAUGUCAGUGCCUCGGGCCUGAGAUUAUGAUAGGGUUGUUAGACGAAUAAAUUUAGGGUCCAUGGCAGAAUAUUUAAGAGUUUUCACAAUAUUUAGCUACUAAUCCAGGAAAAACUGCUGCGUCCCCAGUCGUCUCUUUUGCCGAAUAGACUCCCGCGACCGUUCCCCAGCCGCCUACAAUGAUAAGAGACAACUGGGGACGAGUCAGCCAAAAUAGCAGGUGGUUUGCCCACGAGAUUCUCGGCUAAACUGGCGCGUGAUCACGUCAUAUGUCUUUAUAACCUGCGAUCAGGUGUCCUUGUUCCCAUUUUUUGGAAGACGAGGGGAAAAAGACGCAAAUUUUGACAGAUACAUUAAGCAGAGAGCGUGAAAUAAAUGUAUCAGACGUUUUUACCCGUUUCCCCGUCCGCCGACUUUCGUGCCGCUACCCCCGAAAAAAGAACGCCUGAUCGCAGGUUAAUGUCUUAUGAGGUUAGAUCAUAACGGAGCUUUACGAGAACUAUAAGCGCGAACAUGAAUUUCUACAGGAGCAACGCUAACUUGUAGAGGAAACAGUGAAACAGACAGAUUUUGUAAACCGCUUGAACCCGUUAUUUUUUUCGUGGACUCGUGGCCCGCAGCUCCUAUUCAGAUGACUUGAGAAUAGCUGUGCUGUUUGGCAUGCAAGGGCCAGUUCCAACGAAACAUACCAUUUUCUUGAGGUCGUUGGGACGUUUUUAUUCAGCCGAGUUUUACUAAAACGUAGCUUUGUCUAUGAAUAAAGAAUCAGAAGAAAAGGACUGGUCAAAAAGUAUAGAGGGGGGUGGGCCGGAGCAGAGAGGGGGUGGGUCAUGAGGUGUCGAGCCUUGUUCAAGGGCUGGGUCGUGCAAUUUUCAGCUACCCUUAGGGGGUGGGUCACCCUAUUUUUCACUAACUACUAACGAGACAGUUGACUACACUUGUUAUAUAAAACACAGCCAACUGGAAUUAUUGCUAAAAUACUCACAAACCUGUUGUACGAGAAAAUAUAAAGGUUGACAGGCCGCACAUCUAUACGGACGUGGAACCCUCUGUGAACCGUUUUUCUUCUUUUUUCUAAGGAAAUGAUUGGUGGUUCUUUAAAGAUUUAUUGAAGUUAUAGUUGGUUUUGUAUAGGAUUCCAUUUUUUCAUUCAAGCUUCCUUUAUAGUAGACACUGAGGGCUGGUAUUGAGUCACGAAUGGCAAUAUUUCUUUUUCCUCCUUGUUGUUUUGUUUUAGGAGUUUAGACUCCCUUUUGUGAAUUUUAUUUCUGAUAGUAGGUUUUCUAUCAAAGAUAGGGGGCACCCAACGAGAAUAUACUUCAAAAGCAAUUUAAACAGUAGAUAUAGGCAUAUUUUUAUCCCCUAAAAAUUUUCCAUCUGUUCGGAUCUCCUAGCUGAAAGUCUAGUCAUACGAAAAUUAUAGGGAUCAAAAAAUAGGCAAUUAUACCGUUUUUUUAGAUGUUCGAAAAUCCUAGGAGGGGCAGACAAACAAGAAGUUUUACAACAAAUGUUCAGAAAAUUCUAGAUCUCAAAUCGUCUUUCGAACAGUUAUUUUCCGAAAAUUGACGUUGGGUGCCCCUGAAAGAUUGUGUGUAGCCUCCGUCCAUCAAGCGUUUUUUUUAAAUUAUUUUCCUCAAAGGUUGUUUCUGAGGAGUUUUUUCGUAGGAUUCUUAAGGCUUCUUCUUUGACAAAUUCUUUUUUUAACAUUUGGAGGGUGACACGAGGUGAAAUGUGUGUGCAAGAAGCUUUCCGUUUGUUUAAAAUGUGUCUUUGCAUCAAGGAUAGAUUUUUCCUUGGAUCUUGUGCCUUUGUAUACAACCGUGUCUAAAAACGCAGUCUCAGGGUCAAAUGUUUCGGCCGUGAAUUCAUUAGUUGGGUGAUGUAAGCUUGCUUGUUCAAUGGAGGCUUCGAUGUCUGGUUUACUCAUGUCCCAUAGGGAAAGAUAUCGUGUAUGUGGCAUUUCCAAACUGUUGUUCUCCCAUAAAGACAGUUUUGCUUAGAGUUGUUGUUUCAAUAUAUGUCAUGAAAACAUUGGCAAAGGAAUCAAAACUGCUGUCUUUGUGCCCAUUGCAGUUCCAUGGUUUUGUAGGUAGUGCUUUCCACUGAAGUGGAAGAAAUUUUCUUUGAGGAUUUAUCUAAGCAUUUCCGGCAAGUAAUGUGUAGGAAUGGGUUGUCUUCAGUUUUCAUAUGCUUUAUGACAGAAAAUUUCAAUAUACCCUCGUUUUGCUGUAUAUUUGUGUCAAGACUCAUAGUUAAACGUCCAUUGAAACAAGAAAUGUUCGGUUUUUCACAUUCGUCUUUUCAGUGAAAGGUAUGAUUUCUGUGAUUUUGAUAUUGGUUGUAGCAGUGUAUCAACAAAUUUUGUCAAGCACAGAACAAGGUUUUAUUGGAUUAUUAAGAGGAAACCGAUCCUCCAUGUUUUAGCUAGGGGGUGGGUCAUGCAAUUUCCAACCUUGCUUUAGGGGUGGGUCAGUCAUUUUUGUGCCGAAGGGAGGGGGUGGGUCAUGUGUUUUUUAUCAACCACAUUUCCAACUGCUCCGGCCUGCCCCCCCUAUACUUUUUGACCAGUCCCUAACCAGAGGGUCUGAAUGGGGGGGUCCACUUGUCGGUUGUCGGUUAAAAUUCAGUAAUUUUGUCGGUAGUCGGUUAAAAUUUUCGAUUUUGGCCGGUUGUCGGAAAACCUCAGUUAAUGAGUAAAAACGCUUGUUAAUUAUUAAUAUUUUUAUGUAUUUCACCCACUUUUCAAGACUUUGAUCCCUAAGGAAAGAGUAAAACUUGCAAGAAUACAUCAUUUGAUUGCGCCUAAACCGUUCAUUAAUUCUUGUUUUUUUACGACACAUGAACGUUUAUUUCAUCAUAGUUUGCCAUUAAAUGAAUAAUUAGAACUGAUAAAAUCACCCAAGCUUUUAUUGUAAAUGCGAACUUGGUUUCCCUGUCGACUACAGGGCACAGUAAAAAGUAAUUAAUUAAUUACUUACUGGACUCUAGCCUUUUGGAUACUUAAAUUAUUUUUAUUGAAAAACUGCAAGGGAUGACAGGCUGCACAUCUAUCCCUCUCAUGUUUUGGUUCUAACAAGCAUUUCCUUUGCCAUAAUUUUCCUUUCUCAAAGAAAUAGCACUUUAGGUGGUUCUUUAAAAUUUUGGCAAGGUAGUGGUUGGUUUUGUAUUAGAUUCUUCUUUCAAAAUUGUGUGGUUAGCCUCUGUCCAUCAAGCGCUUUUGAAAUCUGAAAUACUUCCUCAGAGGAGUUUGUUCGUAGGAUUCUCAAGGCUUCUCGUUUGUCAAACAGGCGCUUUAACAAUUGGUGGGUGAUAAGAGGUGAAAAUGUAUAUACUGUAAGUUUUCCGUUUCAAAUGCGUCUUUACGUCAAGGAUAGCUUUUUCGCAUUUUUUCGCUGAAUGUUGUACCUUGGUAUACAACCGUUUCUAAAAAGAAUGUCUCAUUUUCAGAUCUUUCGGCCGUGAAUUUCAUAGGAGGGCAUGUAAGUUUACUUGUUCCGCGAAGAAAGCUAAGAUGUCUGGUUUACCUAUGUCCCAUAGGGAAAAAAUGUCAUUUAUGUAGCGUUUUCAAACAGUUGGUUUAAAGACGGUUUUGCUUAAACUUUGUGUUUCAAUAUGUGCCAUGAAAAUGUUGGAAAGGAAACUGCUGUCUUUGUGCUCAUUGCGGUAACGUGGGUUUGUACUGAUAGUUCUUUACAUUAAACGGGAAAGAAUUUUCUUUGAGGAUUAAUCUAAGCAAAAGACGUUCGGUUUUUUCACCUUUGACUUUUAAAUAAAAUUUAUACAGUCGGUAGCAGUGUACCUAUAUCAACAACAAAAAAAGGAAAUUCUUUCCCUUAGGCCAUCUGACGAGUCAUAAAUUUAAAGAGGUCACUUACUUCCUCGAGCUAACGGUUAGAUUAAAUACAAAAUGCUCUUUUGUCUGGAAACAAAUAUUGAUAAUAUCAGCCCAUGUCGAUAGUCGGUUAAUAUUUUUCCUGUCGGUAGUCGGUAAUUUUUUACUCAUUUUGUCGGUAGUCAGUAAUAUGUUUCGCCCUUUGUCGCUAGUCGGUUAACCCCAUUCACACCCUCUAACCAUAUAGACUACAAACUAAAAAAAACUACAGACUACAGUGUAACUUACACUUAAGCUGUGAGUACACAUCCUUACCAUCCUCAGUGUGUAUGUUGUGGCCUCCUUAAAUAUACCACCUGCGACUAUUACAGCAGGAUUAAACAAGGUGUUUACGUUUCUGAGAGUUUUUUUUCGUUAAUUACAUUUUUUUUCUUUUCAAAACUCCGUAAAUUAUAUCGCAUUCGCACUUCCAUUGCCUACAAUACAAUUUGUUUGCCCUCGUCCCAAUUGUGCAUAACUAUAUGUUGUUUACGAUUUACAAAACCUUUCCGGAAAAUUCGGUUGGAUAAUAAAUGGAACACGACUUUUUGGCCCGUUCCUGCGGAAAAUUUCCGGGAGCAACGGAACAUCUUACAAGGUGGUCCUGUUUUUCCGGACGGAAUCUUCAAAUGGUUCCAUUUCUUCAAGCCAUGGUAUAUCUUUGAUACCAGUUUUAAGCCUUUGCGGCCAUUGUUUUGGGACGCUCCAUGCAAAAAGAACUGAUUUGUGCAAAUCAGGAGGCUAUCUCCUGCUGACCGGCGCGUGUGCGUUUCCAGUAACGAUGCCAGAAGUCUUUGAGAAAGUUCACUCGGCUCAAUUUCCUUCUAGUUUUUAAAGUGGCGAAUUUACCCUAACCAUGAGGCAACCGGUUUGCCCAUGUAAAUUAAAUGGUAAACGAGUAUUGGUUUAAAAACAUCCAUCCAGGUUGCAACUUGAGCCUGCAGUACAAUUAUAUGCCUCUGAUAGCAAAAAAUGCUGUCGAAAUUUUGGGUUCUAAAUAAACCUUUGAGCUUCUAUUUAUGUUAGUAAAAUAUUGUUUUAAUCGUUCAAGAAUGAAUAUCCAUAGUUCCCUACAUAAAACCAGGAGCCGAGUGUUGUCGUGAGAAGUCACGGUGAGCGAGCGGCAGGCGAAAAGAUAGGCGAGAGUAGCCUGCGUAGCAAUAGUUUCCGCGCAAAUUCAUCGAGAAGUUUGGGACGAUAAUGAAAAGAAGGACGCGAAAGCGAGCAGCCCUGGAAAAGAAAGCCCCUCCUGGCGAUCUCUCGGGGCUCGCUUCCCUCGCUACUCGAAAUGAGAGCUUACUAGUAGGCAAUAGUCUUUCAACAAUAAGAUUUUUUUCUUUGUUUCUUUCUUCAGCCAGAACACUCGUGACAUACAGACGGACAGGAAAGCCGGCAUCAAGACCCUUGCAGUACUAGUUGGACAACAGGCAUCUUGUUACCUUCACGCGUUAUUUCUGUUGUUCCCGUAUGUAGUGAUCGUCCUGCUUGGCGCGGCUUUAUCACCAUUCAUUUACAUACCUUCGGCAACCUUGCCAUUUGCUCUGAGUUUAAGUGUGUCGUGUUUUGAAGGGGAGUAUUUUACGCUGCCUCAGAAGAUAGCCGUGCUAGAUUUAGCUUUUGGAAUACUGUAUGUAUUAAGCGUAUGUUGGUCUUGAAAAUGCAACUGGUUUAGUGAUUAACAGGCAGACAGUCAGUUGGUUUAUAGGUGCGGUUCGUCUUGGAUUUCUGGCCGAUAUUAAUAUAUUAGCUGGAUUUUUUCACUAACCAGCAAUCAGGCGUUCUUUUUUUCCGGGGGAGCGCGAAAUUUGGACCGCCUGAUGGCAGGUUUAACAGGUUUUCACUAGCGGUGUAAACAAAGGGCAAGAAAAAAGAUCUUUGUUUCAUCGAGAAAACGACCUAGAGGCAUGUGUAAGCGCUCAUAUAAGCAAAUUUUUUUUCCGUUGCUUGCUCUUGUGUGUAUUCUGUUGCCUUGCCUCGAACGUUCUGCCUGUCUCUCAGUUUGCCCUUUCUUUGCGUUAUACGGACAGCCAUAUUAGGUGAGUGUCAAGUCUACCACGAGAAAACAGGGGACUGUGAACAUUCUAUUCCGUCUGCGACCGUUUUCACGUCACAAAAGAUUCCUAUGCUUAUGCCUACAAGAAAACCAGGCUUUAUUAUCUACCAUUGAAGAUUCCAGAGACAGUGCCAAGGAAGUAGGUUAAAGUAAUCAAUAUCUUAUGUUUCACAUGCUAUUCGCAUUUUUUAGCCCAUGUUUUAAUUCAUAGAUAUCUUUUAGCUUUAAUAUAUAACUUCUUGUACAUGCGCUGUGCAAAUUCUGAAGUUGCAGAAAGCAACUGGGUCCAAUAGAAAGAUUAUAUUCAAAGGAACUGGAAGAAUUAAGUUAAGAUCUCAAUUAAGAGGGAAUUGGCCAACUCCUAAACGCGGGUUUCAAACGGACGCUUUCCAAUUUUUUUUAAUAAGAAAUAAUGUGCCUUAUAAUAUACAAUUCCCGUAUUUACUUGAUAAAACGCCGCGGCGUUGUGUUAGUUUUAAGCUUUUCUUAUGGGGCCUUUAUUUCAGGACGGCGUUUAUUUCAAUAUCAUUUCUUAAAGGCACUGACAACAAUUUCGCUAACUUAUAUGUCACGUUAAAUUAAACGGUUCCACAGACUCGCCUUGGUUGCCGAGAUAGAAUCGUAACCUUAGGCCUAGGCCAAACGUCGAACUUCUCAUGACACGAACCAAACUCUAAUUUAGGUCGACCUAAAUAAAGUUAAGAAUCGUGUGUUUGGUCAGACGACGAACCAAUUAACUGUAUCUUGCCAAAAGCAAUUUUAGAAAUAUAUUUCUCCGAACAAGGCUAAAUAUACAUUAUCAUACAAAUUUAUAAAUUAUUAGUUUAGUUCGUCGCAUGUGAAGAUCUAGGAUCUUCAGACGGAUAGAACGCGUUGAACGAUCUAAACGCACUCGACGAACGUAACUGAGCCAGACGUCGAACUUUUUUAUGAACUUAACUCACAAAAUUUGGUUCGUCUCAUGAAAAGUUCGACGUUUGGCCUAGGCCUUACAAUUGUAC